Messenger RNA from Olea europaea var. sylvestris, 1504 nucleotides. RefSeq names its product probable LRR receptor-like serine/threonine-protein kinase RKF3. Lineage: Eukaryota; Viridiplantae; Streptophyta; Magnoliopsida; Lamiales; Oleaceae. The record is from RefSeq and is a predicted model, not a curated record. Gene Ontology annotation, molecular function: protein kinase activity; ATP binding. The coding region runs from base 1 to 1278 and encodes 425 amino acids. The transcript has 2 exons. Gene Ontology annotation, biological process: protein phosphorylation.
AUGUUUAAUAUUUCUGAUGUUGCCCAUCGAAGGAAAUUCGGUAGUUCUCGUGGAAUUCAUGUUAACAAAUAUUUAAAUAGAAUAUUAUAUUUGUCAUUUUAUAUUUUUUGGUUUUUCCGACGGCGAAGGAAGAAAUUUUUGAAGCCAAAGUCAACAAAUGUGACGAAUGACGUUAACACAAGUUCUGGAUUGGAUUCGAUUAGUGGGAGUACUACAUUAAUUAGGUUCAAAUUCGAUGAAAUUAAGGCCGCAACAAAGAAUUUUUCUUGGGACAAUAUAAUUGGGAGAGGAGGGUAUGGGAAUGUGUACAAGGGAGUGUUACCAGAUGGCUCUGAAGUGGCAUUGAAGAGGUUCAAGAAUUGUUCUGCUUCUGGUGAUGCUAGUUUCACGCACGAAGUGGAAGUUAUUGCCAGCAUUAGACAUGUGAAUUUGGUGGCUUUGAGAGGGUAUUGUACAGCGACAACUCCUUACGAAGGUCACCAAAGGAUAAUUGUGUGUGACUUGUUGAAGAAUGGGAGUGUUCAUGAUCAUCUAUUUGGGUUGGUCGAGAAGAAGUUGAGUUGGCCUAUACGUCAGAAGAUAGCGCUGGGGACAGCUAAAGGGUUGUCUUAUUUGCAUUAUGGUGCACAACCGGCGAUUAUCCACAGAGAUAUUAAAGCCAGUAAUAUACUCUUAGACGAGAGGUUUGAGCCUAAGGUGGCUGACUUUGGAUUAGCAAAGUUUAACCCAGAGGGAUUGACUCACUUGAGUACUAGGGUGGCUGGGACAAUGGGAUACGUGGCACCUGAAUACGCUUUGUAUGGACAAUUGACAGAGAGAAGUGACGUUUAUAGUUUUGGAGUAGUACUUCUCGAGCUUUUGAGCGGGAAGAAAGCUCUGGUGGCAGUUACUGAUGGUCAGCCCACACUCAUCACUGAUUGGGCUUGGUCUCUGGUUAGGAAUGGUAAAGCAUUGGACGUCGUUGAAGAUAUGCCAGAUUUGGGUCCUCCGGUUGUUGUAGAGAAGUACGUGUUAGUGGCUGUUCUUUGUUCGCAUCCGCAAUUAUAUGCUAGGCCGACAAUGGACCAGGUUGUUAAAUUGUUGGACACUGAUGUACCAGUUCCUUCGAUACCGGGAAGACCAAUAUCUGUCAUUGCAAAUAUUGACGAUAUUGAGCGUUUAGCAAGCAGCAGUGGUUCUGGUAAUUUGUCGACGCCUGCUGGCUAUCAGCCUUAUACUUUUGAUGAAGACUGUCCUCAGAUACCCAAGGAAGAUAAUGAGAAUUCUAGUGGUAGGUAAUCUGUGAGGUGAAACUGGUACAUUAUGUGAAGAUGUCAAUUGAACUCUAUACUGAAAUUUGCUUCCUUGAAAUUGCUAUGUAGCUCAUUCUUUUGUUCAUUUAGAUAGAUUGAGUGAAAUUCUGUGAUCUGGAAUCACUAACACCCUUUUGUAGUGUAAAUCGAGGUUUACUAUCAAUGUUUAUUCUGCUUAAGAGAAUUUCGAAAAGAUCUGGAUUUUUGUACAA